CUUACAUGACAGCUACUGCUGAGCCUAGGACAAAUAACCACCAACAAUCACUGAUAAAAAAAAAAAAAAAAAAAAAAAAAAACCUGAUUCAAGCAUAGCUGGGAAAGAAGAGCUCUUAUGAUACUCCAAUGCAGUAGCUGUGGAUCAUAUUUUAUAAACUUGGGACUUUUCAAUUUUUUUGACUUUAACGAGAUCUGAAUGAAUGAGUGGAUGGGGUCAGAUAUAAAUGUGUUGGGGCCGCUUCAGCUGCCUGCCAGUGAUGGCUUUUCUUUAUCUGAAAACUCCCAGUUCUUUGAUUUGCUGACUGAACAAGACAGCCCUCUGAUGCAUGAUCCAGAUGUGCUGUCCUUCCCCAGCUAUCCCAGCAUGCAAUUCUCUCCGGUACAGCCACCCAUGGCCUCCCCACCUUACUACUCCAACCACAGUUACUACCUUCAGUACCCUGAGGAGUGGUACUCCACUGCUGGAGUUCAUGAACUGAGAAAACUGCCCUGUGAGAACAGAUAUGAAAAGGGGAUAGAAGGGAUUACACCUGUGUGCAAGAGGUCAAAACAGGCACUUCAUGCAAGGCGGAUAAAGGGGGAUGAACUAUGUGUAGUUUGUGCGGACAAGGCCUCUGGAUACCAUUACAAUGCACUUACUUGUGAGGGAUGCAAAGGUUUCUUCAGGAGGAGUAUCACAAAGAAUGCAGUGUACAAAUGUAAGAAUGGCGGGAACUGUGAGAUGGACAUGUACAUGAGGAGGAAGUGCCAGGAGUGUCGACUCAGGAAGUGCAAGGAGAUGGGAAUGCUCUCAGAAUGUUUGUUAACAGAGAUACAGUGCAAGUCAAAGAGACUAAGAAAAAAUACCAAGCUGUCAUCUGAUGAGUGCGUCAGGGAAGAGACUGAUGGUGCUGAUGCCAAGCAGGUCACAUCCACAACAAAACCUUCAAAGAAUGUUGAACUCACCCAGGAAGAGUUAAGCCUCCUCAAUUACAUCUUUGAAGCCUACAACAAGUAUCGCAUUCCACUAGACAUGACCAAAAACCUUCUCCAAGAGCAGUUCAGUGCUGAUGAAAACUUUAUUUUACUCACUGAAAUGGCUACAAGUCAUGUGCAAGUACUGGUGGAAUUUACAAAAAGGCUUCCAGGAUUCCAGUCUCUGGACCACGAGGACCAGAUUGCUUUGCUAAAGGGCUCUGCAGUAGAAGCAAUGUUCCUUCGAUCUGCACAGGUACUUACCAGGAAGCUGCCGCAUGGGUACAGUGAGGUGCUGGAGGACAGGAUUCGGAAGAGCGGUAUAUCAGAUGAAUACAUCACCCCAAUGUUCAAUUUCUACAAAAGCGUUGGAGAGUUGCAGAUGACUCAGGAAGAGCAUGCUCUUCUAACAGCCGUAACUAUCCUGAGUCCAGACCGUCCCUUUGUGAAGGAUGUAUUGUCUGUAGAAAGACUUCAGGAGCCUAUGCUUGAAGUUCUGCACAAGUUCUGCAAGCUGCACCACCCACACGACCCCCAGCACUUUGCCCGUCUACUGGGGCGCCUGACUGAGCUACGGACAUUAAACCACCACCACGCAGAAAUGCUGAUGUCAUGGAAAGUGAAUGACCACAAAUUCACACCCCUGCUCUGUGAAAUCUGGGACAUGCAGUGAAAUCUACAGGAACUCUAUUUCCUUCAUUUUCAGUAUGAUCUUCAAUUAUGUUUUGAAACCAAGGCUUUCUUACUGUCAUACUGGGCCACAGAUUAAUAUUUUCUGGCACGAACAGCAGAAAACUACACUUUUUAAAUUAAAAGUGCUCCCCUUUCUCCCCAUAUGUCAGCCUCUAUGCAGUAGCUUUAAAACAGAAAAAAGACACUGAGCAUUCAUAGUAUAAUAGAAAAUCCAGUGUUUCACUGGAGGGGAUGGUAGCGAAUGCUGUUUUAACCAAAUCAGAACUGUUAUUCCAUUAGCACCCCCUUCUGGAACAAACACAAAAUUGCAGUUCCUACUCUGAUGACAAAUACAACCUGUGAAGGACACUGAAAAUGGAUCUACCAAAUCACGCCUAAGCCUAUUCAGCUGUCUGAUAUGCUUGUAUUAUAUCCAAUGGUACUGUUGUAGUAAACUUGUUGUAGAUAGCAAGACAAAACUGAACUGCAAUAUAGCUCACCAAUGUAUGGCAUGCUGUGUGCUCAGUUUUCCUAAUUUAUUAUUGUAGCAAUCACUUUUAUUGUAAAUCCACAUAACAGAACUGUCUAUAGAUAUAUACUGCUGUCAAAUGAUUUUAAAAAAGCUAUAUUCUCUGAAACAUUUACUAAUGUUUAAAAAAGAUUAAUAUCCUACUGCGUCUAUGACACAAACUAGUGCUUAUAUAUAAUUACCUACAACAGUAACAACUGCAUGUUAAUCAAGCUUAAGUUUAAAGGUUCACCAAAUGUGGGAGGCAAAAUGAUUGCUCUUCUUAACAUGUCAGGGGCUUUCAAUUAAAAUAUUGCUUUAAAAAACUCUUUGUUUUUGGUUAGUGAGAAUUGUAUCCUGUGAGAAGAUCAGAAGGUGUGAUUGAUCUGUUGCUCAUUAAAUCUGCUGCACCUGAUUCUGAAGUCAAUUAUAAACUAUUUCUUGUUGUGAGGAUUUAGCCAUCCUAAUUGCCUAGAUAUUUGGAAGCUAUAAUAUCAUUCUCAUUGCACUGAUGAAUACAACCGCUUCUAGAGUGAGCUGGUACAGGAUCAUUAUGUACGUGUCCCUUACAUCCACUAGGGAUAGAUUAUUGGUUACACUGUGGUGUAUCAUUCUGAAAGCUGUAAGGAGGCCACUGGGCUGAAAAUGGGUGACAUUUAUAGAAAGUGAAUAAAAAACAAUGGGAGUACAUUAGUUAACAUAACGCUAAUAUGUCACACACACAUAGUUUGCCAUGCAUAGUCUGUAUCUAAAACAAAUCCUCUUUAAAUAACUGAUGAGAUUAGCCUUGUUAACCCAAUAAUCUAUUUAUUUUUUUAACUUAAUCCCAUUAGAUCUUGUAUUGCUCCAGUAGGUGUCACUGUAAUGCAAGAUGAAAUCCAUCACCCACUAUUAUCAUUGCACUUGACAGUAAUUUAAUCUAAUAGCUGAGGUUGUUAAGCAAUCGCAAAACAAGAAAUGCAUUUUAACCCUAAGUGGAUAGCUCUUAUCCCUCAUCUUACAUAUAAAUGUAUUUAAAGUCGUCAUACAACAUUUUAAUUUACAUAUACAAACGUUUGUAUUGUUAAGAUAUGUAAAACCAUAUGCUAAAUAUGCUAAACCAAUUUUGAUGAACCUUGAAUAGGACAUUAUCAUGCACAAGAUAAUAAGAGCAUCAGCAUCUGUGAGAAUAUGGAAGCCCCCUAUUUGCCUGUAUGUUAAACAUAUAUACAGCUCUGGAAAAAAUUGAGACCACUGCAAAAUUAUCAGUUUCUCUGG
Polyodon spathula (Mississippi paddlefish) is the source of this 3393-nucleotide messenger RNA. RefSeq names its product bile acid receptor-like. Gene Ontology annotation, molecular function: nuclear receptor activity; RNA polymerase II cis-regulatory region sequence-specific DNA binding; bile acid binding. Lineage: Eukaryota; Metazoa; Chordata; Actinopteri; Acipenseriformes; Polyodontidae. Gene Ontology annotation, biological process: negative regulation of inflammatory response; bile acid signaling pathway; cell differentiation. The transcript has 10 exons. The record is from RefSeq and is a predicted model, not a curated record. Bases 199 to 1629 code for a protein of 476 amino acids.